Macaca mulatta (Rhesus monkey) is the source of this 2998-nucleotide messenger RNA. It is a transcript of the gene RIN1, whose product is annotated as Ras and Rab interactor 1. The record is from RefSeq and is a predicted model, not a curated record. Gene Ontology annotation, biological process: signal transduction; vesicle-mediated transport. Gene Ontology annotation, cellular component: cytosol; endocytic vesicle. Lineage: Eukaryota; Metazoa; Chordata; Mammalia; Primates; Cercopithecidae. Gene Ontology annotation, molecular function: small GTPase binding; guanyl-nucleotide exchange factor activity.
GAGGGGGAGGUGGGCGCUGGGCUGCCUGGCACUGGGCAGAGAACAUAUGGCGCCAGCGGAGUGCCUCGGGUGGGGAGGAUGGGUGCGUGUGCUUGAAGCCUGGGUCAUGUCUGCACCUGUCCCAGUUGCCUGGCAGAUUGGCAAGGCAGGCUGGCAGAGCCUGCAUGCGUAGGAGGCAGCCGGCAGCAGCACCAUGUGCUAACGACCUCACAGCCAGACUCCCCCUGGUUAGUGCUGAGUGUCAGAACCACCCCCAGAACCUCAGUUAAGCAAAUAGGUUGGUUUCCAUGGAGACGUGGCAUAUUUUCUCCAUGGCAACCUAAAAUCCUAAAACCCAUGUUCAGGAAUGAGUCAUCUAUGGACAGUAGAGGGUGCUCUCCCACAAGGCUGACCUGAGGCCAGGGGCAGAUGAGCAACUGACCACAGACCCAGAGGUGCCCCCAGAGUGUGGCUGGGGCCUGCGGGGACUGAGUCGGCCGUUUAACCACUUCCCGCCCACCUGUGCAAUUUGAGGAGCUGGCCAGCCCAGGACCCACUGUAUGACGUGCCCAAUGCCAGCGGCGGGCAGGCAGGCGGGCCACAGCGGCCGGGACGCGUUGUGAGCCUGCGGGAGCGCCUGCUGCUCACCCGGCCUGUGUGGCUGCAGCUGCAAGCCAACGCAGCCGCGGCACUGCACGUGCUGAGGACCGAGCCCCCGGGGACGUUCCUCGUGCGGAAAUCUAACACCCGACAGUGCCAGGCCCUGUGCAUGCGACUGCCCGAAGCCAGCGGCCCCUCCUUCGUCUCCAGCCACUACAUCCUGGAGAGCCCUGGCGGCGUCUCCUUGGAGGGCUCGGAGCUCAUGUUCCCAGACCUAGUCCAGCUCAUCUGUGCCUACUGCCACACCCGGGACAUCCUUCUCCUCCCGCUGCAGCUCCCCAGAGCCAUCCACCGUGCAGCCACCCACAAAGAGCUGGAGGCCAUCUCCCAUCUGGGCAUUGAGUUCUGGAGCUCCUCCCUCAACAUCAAGGCUCAGCGGGGCCCGGCUGGAGGCCCAGUGUUGCCCCAGCUGAAGGCCCGGUCCCCUCAAGAGCUGGACCAGGGCACCGGAGCCGCCUUGUGCUUCUUCAACCCCCUGUUCCCGGGGGACCUGGGGCCCACCAAGCGGGAGAAAUUCAAGAGAAGCUUCAAAGUGCGCGUGUCCACAGAGACUUCCAGCCCCCUGUCUCCACCUGCUGUGCCGCCUCCCCCCGUCCCUGUGUUGCCAGGGGCAGUCCCCAGCCAGACAGAGCGGCUGCCCCCUUGCCAGUUGCUGCGGAGGGAGAGUUCAGUGGGGUACCGCGUGCCAGCAGGCGGUGACCCUAGCCUUCCGCCUAUGCCCUCCCUCCAGGAGGUGGACUGCGGCUCCCCCAGCAGCUCCGAGGAGGAGGGGGCGCCAGGGUCCCGGGGGAGCCCAGCGACCUCACCCCACCUGGGCCGCCGCCGGCCUCUGCUUCGGUCCAUGAGUGCCGCCUUCUGCUCCCUACUGGCGCCGGAGCGGCAGGUGGGCCGGGCCGCGGCGGCACUGAUGCAGGACCGACACACAGCCGCAGGCCAGCUGGUGCAGGACCUACUGACCCAGGUGCGGGCCGGGCCUGAGCCCCAGGAGCUGCAGGGCAUCCGUCAGGCACUGAGCCGGGCCCGGGCCAUGCUGAGCGUGGAGCUGGGCCCUGAGAAGCUGCUGCCGCCUAAAAGGCUGGAACAUGUCCUGGAGAAGUCAUUGCAUCGCUCUGUGCUCAAGCCUCUCCGGCCCAUCCUGGCAGCCCGCGUGCGGCGCCGGCUUGCCGCAGACGGCUCCCUGGGCCGCCUAGCUGAGGGCCUCCGCCUGGCCCGGGCCCAGGGUCCCGGAGCUUUUGGGUCCCACCUGAGCCUGCCCUCCCCAGUAGAGAUGGAGCAGGUGCGCCAGAAGUUGCUGCAGCUGCUCCGCACCUACUCACCCAGCGCCCAGGUGAAGCGGCUCCUGCAGGCCUGCAAGCUGCUCUACAUGGCCCUGAGGACCCAGGAGGGGGAGGACGCGGGUGCUGACGAGUUCCUGCCUCUGCUGAGCCUCGUCUUGGCCCACUGUGACCUUCCUGAGCUGCUGCUGGAGGCCGAGUACAUGUCAGAGCUGCUGGAGCCCAGCCUGCUCACCGGAGAGGGUGGCUACUACCUGACCAGCCUGUCUGCCAGCCUGGCCUUGCUGAGUGGCCUGGGUCAGGCCCACACCCUCCCACUGAGUCCCUCGCAGGAGCUACGGCGCUCCCUCAGCCUCUGGGAGCAGCGCCGCCUGCCUGCCACCCACUGCUUCCAGCACCUCCUCCGAGUAGCCUAUCAGGAUCCCAGCAGUGGCUGCACCUCCAAGACCCUGGCCGUGCCCCCAGAGGCCUCGAUCGCCACCCUGAACCAGCUCUGUGCCACCAAGUUCCGAGUGACGCAGCCCAACACUUUUGGCCUCUUCCUGUACAAGGACCAGGGCUACCACCGCCUGCCCCCUGGAGCCCUGGCCCGCAGGCUGCCCACCACUGGCUACCUUGUCUACCGCCGGGCAGAGUGGCCUGAGACCCAGGAGGCUGCAACAGAGGAGGAGGGCAGAGGGCAGUCAGAGGCAAGGAGCAGAGGGGAGGAGCAAGGGUGCCAGGGAGAUGAGGACGCUGGGGUCAAAGCCAGCCCCAGGGACACUCGGGAAGAGUCUGACACAACUGCUGAAGGGGGCCAGGGUCGAGCCCGUGAAGGCCCUGCUCAGCCAGGGGAGCCAGAGGCAGAGGGAAGCCGGGCAGCAGAGGAGUAGCUUGAAGUGGCCAGAAGGGUCGUUUGGGGCGGGAGACUUUGCGCCUGCUGAGAAGUCCUUUUAGCGCCAGCAGCCCCACCCAGGGCCCUGUCCAGUGUCUGCCACCACCUUUGUCUGAUACUUGUCUCCAGGGAAGCUGAGGGAACUGCCACAUCUGAGGAACUGGAAUAAAGAUGAGGGGGCUCGGGGGACCCCCAGACUGUGUGCCCAAGG